CAGUUAUUUGAUAGAGAAAUAAUAGAUACUUCGUAAAAUUAGUUGAAAUAUACACGGGAUAAUAUAUCAAGAGAUAAUAUAUCGAUAGAUAGUAAUAAAUACCUCAUAAAAAACUAAUUAAAAUGCAUCGUAUACAUAAUUGUGUCCUUUAACAAUCGACCUCAACUGAAAACAAUGCUCACCAACUUUGAGGGUAAACAAAAAAGACAUUUAAACUCAUAUAAAGUUAAACAAAUAAACACAUGUAGAGUGUUCUACAUGAUAAAAUUCACGUCCUACGUGGCACGGUGUCCUAUGUGUAUGAUUCCACAUAGAACGCAUAUAUGAUAUAUCUGCGUAUACAAAUUUAAGUACUUGCUUGUGCACAUCUAAAAUCGAGGAGCAUAAAUAACAGCUAAAUUCAAGUUUAAAGAGAAAUUUAUAUAUUAUACGUUAAACACACAUAAACUAACUCGAACACCAAAGUCAAAAGAGAUAAUUAUAUACUAUACAUUAAACACACACAAAUUGACUCGAACACCAAAGUUAAAAGAGAGAUUUAUAUAUUAUAUGUUAAACACACAAAAACUGACUCGAACACCAAAGUUAAAAGAGAGAUUUAUAUAUUAUACGUUCAACGCACACAAACUGACUCAACCACCAUCUACUAUUUAUAAUGCUAAUCCAUCUUACAAGAAACUUGUGUAGUCAACUAUUUCACCACUCCAAAACCAAAUCAAAGCCAAAAUAGAAAAAUGACACAAAUGAUUGAGACACAAAAUCUUGAAUCACCUCUUUCCACCAUAGAACCACCACAACACCUCCCAACAACCACCAACCCCACCACCCCCCAAAAAAACCACAAACUAACUCUCAUCCCAUUGAUCUUCCUCAUAUACUUUGAAGUAGCUGGUGGUCCAUAUGGUGAAGAACCAGCUGUUAAAGCAGCUGGCCCUUUACUAGCAAUUCUUGGAUUUCUGGUUUUCCCCUUUAUUUGGAGUGUACCAGAAGCCCUUAUUACAGCUGAACUUUCAACAACUUUCCCAGGUAAUGGGGGUUUUGUCAUUUGGGCUGAUAAAGCUUUUGGACCCUUUUGGGGUUCUUUAAUGGGUUCUUGGAAAUUCCUUACUGGUGUCAUAAAUAUUGCAUCUUUCCCUGUUUUGUGUAUUAGUUAUUUAGAAGAAAUUUUCCCAGUUCUUGAUUCUGGGGUUCCAAGAAAAUUAGCAAUUCUUGGUUCAACUUUGUUUCUAUCACUUGUUAACUAUACUGGAUUAACAAUUGUUGGGUAUGUAGCUGUUGCACUUGGGGUUAUUUCACUUGCCCCUUUUAUCAUAAUGUCAUUAAUUGCUAUACCAAAGAUUCAUCCACAUAGAUGGUUGAGUUUAGGUCAAAAGGGGGUUAAAAAAGAUUGGAACUUGUUCUUUAAUACACUUUUUUGGAACUUGAAUUUUUGGGAUAAUGUUAGUACUAUGGCUGGUGAAGUUGAAAAUCCAAGAAAGACAUUUCCUUUAGCACUUUUUUCUAGUGUAGUGUUCACUUGUUUAGGGUAUAUUAUACCACUUAUGGCUGUUACGGGGGCGGUAGACGUGGAUCAACGCGAUUGGGAUACAGGGUUUAUGGCUAACGCCGCGGAGAUGAUAUCAGGGAAGUGGUUGAAGUUUUGGAUUGAGAUUGGUGCUGUGUUGUCUACCAUUGGAUUGUUUGAAGCUCAAUUGAGUAGUUCAGCAUUUCAAAUUUUGGGUAUGGCUGAGAUUGCUUUUUUACCUAAGUUUUUUGGACUAAGGUCUAAAUGGUUUAAUACACCUUGGGUUGGGAUUGUGUUGUCAACAACUAUAUCACUUGGGAUGAGUUAUAUGGAUUUUCAAGAUAUUAUUUCUAGUGCAAAUUUCUUGUAUAGUUUAGGUAUGCUUUUGGAGUUUGCAUCAUUUCUUUGGUUGAGGAGGAAGUUUCCAUUGAUUAAAAGGCCUUAUAGAGUACCAAUGAGAUUGCCACUAUUGGUGAUUAUGUGUUUGAUUCCAUGUGGUUUUUUGGUAUUCAUCAUGGCUAUAGCAACAAAGCUUGUGUAUUUGAUUAGUGGAUUGAUGACUAUUGGAGGAAUUGGAUGGUACUUUUUGAUGAAUUUUUGUAAGUCAAAGAAGUUGUUGAAGUUCAAUGAUAAGGUAGAUGAUACAUAUAUUGAGUAAAUGUAAUCAAUAGGGAGGUAGUUGGUGUAUGACUUUUAUCUUCUUUUUUUUUUUUUUUUUU
Molecule: messenger RNA, 2223 nt
Organism: Solanum lycopersicum (tomato)
Lineage: Eukaryota; Viridiplantae; Streptophyta; Magnoliopsida; Solanales; Solanaceae
Product: probable polyamine transporter At3g13620
Biological process (GO): transmembrane transport
Cellular component (GO): membrane
Molecular function (GO): transmembrane transporter activity
Source: RefSeq, a predicted model, not a curated record